Carassius carassius (crucian carp) is the source of this 542-nucleotide messenger RNA. Its product is annotated as LIM domain-binding protein 3-like. The record is from RefSeq and is a predicted model, not a curated record. Gene Ontology annotation, cellular component: stress fiber; adherens junction; Z disc. NCBI's taxonomy places the organism in Eukaryota, Metazoa, Chordata, Actinopteri, Cypriniformes, Cyprinidae. Gene Ontology annotation, biological process: heart development; actin cytoskeleton organization; muscle structure development. The transcript is spliced from 3 exons. Bases 32 to 268 code for a protein of 78 amino acids. Gene Ontology annotation, molecular function: muscle alpha-actinin binding; actin binding.
UGGAAAGCCCUUUGGAAACAGCCUCUUUCAUAUGGAGGAUGGUGAGCCAUAUUGUGAGAAAGAUUAUAUUGCACUCUUCAGCACAAAGUGCCAUGGCUGUGACUUCCCAGUUGAGGCAGGAGACAAAUUUAUUGAAGCUCUUGGCUACACAUGGCAUGAUACCUGCUUUGUUUGUACGGUGUGCCAUGUGAACCUGGAAGGACAGCCUUUCUAUUCCAAGAAAGACAAGCCCUUAUGCAAAAAGCAUGCACAUGCCAUCAAUGUGUAACUGCUUCAACAUUGCAUCAAAAGCUGUCAGUGAAGGAACUAAAUGCAAUUGUUACAUCUGCAUGUGUGGUUUUAUGGCAAGACAUCAGUGCCAAUCCAAAUGACACAAAAAAUAAUAUAAAAGAUAUACAGUAUAUAGUUUAUUAAACAGCAUAUUAGUAAGCAAGUGACUGAAUGAUACAUAAACUAGGCUAUUUGACAUUUUUAAUCCAAAUCCAAUGUGCACAUAUAAUUCAAGUUCAUUCUUUGUUUUUAGAAUAACCCUAAUACAUUUA